GAAUGCAGCCUAUAGUCAACAAGUACACACGUGUGUCUCGAUAGCAAUAGAAUGUGUUAACUAUGACAAAGAUAGAAGACCCACCACAGGAUGUAUAAUCAAACAGCUUAAUGAAGUCCAGGAAUCCAUCACAAUAUCGCUCAUGACCGAUGCCUUGCAGAGUGUGCUGCUUGAUCCAAAUGCAGAACCGAUAGAGCUGUCACUACUACUUCUAAAAGAUAUCACAAAUGACUUCUCAGAUGAUCAGCGCAUUGACAUCGGUGGGUUUGCAGCUGUUUACAAGGGACGACUUCGGAAUGGUGCAGUUGCAGUGAAGAAGCUGUCCCAAACGCUUUCCAUACAUGAGAAGAAAUUCCAGCAAGAGGUUGCUAGUUUGAUGAGGAUGAAGCAUACAAAUAUAGUACGAUUCCUGGGCUACUGCUCUGACACACAAGAAAAAUUGUCAGACUAUAGCAAUAAUAAUGCCAUGUUAAACGAACGAGAAAGGUUGCUCUGCUUUGAAUUUCUACCAAGAGGAAGUCUUGAUAAGUACAUCACCGAUGAAUCUUGUGGCCUCGACUGGCACGAGAGAUAUGACAUAAUCUUGGGGAUUUGCUCUGGUUUGCACUACCUUCAUACGAAACGCAGUAUUGCUUACAUGGACCUUAAACCCGAGAAUAUAUUACUGGAUCACAAUAUGGCACCGAAAAUUGCAGAUUUUGGCACACUCAUUGACCAAGAUAAGUCUUUUUUCACCAAAAACUUCACGGGUAUAAGUGGAUACAUGGCACCAGAGUACAACAAUGGUGGGCCAAUAUCUAAGAGGGCAGAUAUUUUCAGUUUCGGUGUAAUAAUUCUGGAGCUAAUGACCGGAUCCAGACCAAAUUAUCCCCUUAGUGAAGAAUCUGCGGCACUAUUUGCUAACGAGGUGGCUGGAAAAUGGAGGGACAGAUUGUCGAAUGCAGCCUAUAGUCAACAAGUACGCAUGUGCGCCUUGAUAGCAAUAAAAUGUGUUUGCUCUGACAAAUACAGAAGGCCAACCACAGGGUGUAUAAUAAAAAUACUUAAUGAAGUUCAGGAUUCCAACUUUUUAUGGUAUUGGGUCAAAACGAUGACCCCCGAUGUUGCCAUAGGAAUUGUGGCUGCAGUUCUCAUCCUAGCAAGUGUUGUGGCUAUAAUUCUCGUGUACCAGCAGCAUCGCAUGAGUUCAUGGCCAUGGGUGAUCUUAUUUGCCAUAGGAGCUGUACCAGAUGCAGUUCUUAUCCUACUGAAUCCUAGCAGCUCAUGCUAUGGAUAG
Molecule: messenger RNA, 1276 nt
Organism: Setaria italica (foxtail millet)
Lineage: Eukaryota; Viridiplantae; Streptophyta; Magnoliopsida; Poales; Poaceae
Product: putative receptor-like protein kinase At4g00960
Exons: 9
Coding region: 143-1276 (377 amino acids)
Biological process (GO): protein phosphorylation
Molecular function (GO): protein kinase activity; ATP binding
Source: RefSeq, a predicted model, not a curated record